Oryza brachyantha (malo sina) is the source of this 2602-nucleotide messenger RNA. RefSeq names its product probable methyltransferase PMT18. Gene Ontology annotation, cellular component: trans-Golgi network; endosome; cytoplasm. Gene Ontology annotation, molecular function: methyltransferase activity. The transcript is spliced from 7 exons. Bases 309 to 2210 code for a protein of 633 amino acids. Lineage: Eukaryota; Viridiplantae; Streptophyta; Magnoliopsida; Poales; Poaceae. The record is from RefSeq and is a predicted model, not a curated record.
GAGAAUUUGAGAGAAAUCGUAGGAUGCAUCUUCUCUCUCCCGUGAGGUUGCGUGGAUCGUCUUCGAGCGCUGCUUGAUCCUUGAGAUGCAGGAUAAAAGAAAAGGAAUAGCUAAAAAGUUGUGCCUUUUGGUUAUUUUUUUUCUUCUAACCCUGUGAUUCUACUGCAAACAACAACCAUCAUGGGCAUGGCCGGGCAAAGCUGCCCAGAUCGAUGAUCGAAUCGGCGAUCGCCGGCGAGGGUGGGGGGCAGAGCGAAAUUGCUUAGGUCGCAGGGAGGAGGAUCUAGGACCUGCAUUGUGAAGGAGCCAUGGCGAAAGAGUAUCCUGCCUCCCCUAAAGCUCAGCAGCUGCAAGAAUCCAGGAAGCAGCGGCUCACCUACAUCCUGGUGGUGAGCGCGCUCUGCGUCGCCUUCUACGUCCUCGGCGCGUGGCAGAACACCACGCUGCCGAAGCCGGCGGCGAGCUCGGCGAUCACCAAGGUCGGCUGCGACCCGGCGGCGUCCUCCUCCUCCGCCGUGCCGUCGUUCGGGUCGGCCUCGCAGGAGUCGCUCGACUUCGAGGCGCACCACCAGCUCAGCCUCGACGACUCGGACGCCGGGGCGGCGGUGCAGCCGUUCCCGGCGUGCCCGAUGAACUUCAGCGAGUACACGCCGUGCGAGGACCGGACGCGAGGCCGGCGGUUCGAGCGGGCGAUGCUGGUGUACCGGGAGCGGCACUGCCCCGGCAAGGACGAGGAGAUCCGGUGCCUCGUCCCGGCGCCGCCCAAGUACAGGACGCCGUUCAAGUGGCCGCAGAGCCGGGACUACGCCUGGUUCAACAACAUUCCCCACAAGGAGCUCAGCAUCGAGAAGGCCGUGCAGAACUGGAUCCAGGUCGACGGCGAACGGUUCCGGUUCCCCGGUGGCGGCACCAUGUUCCCGCGCGGCGCGGACGCCUACAUCGACGACAUUGGCAAGCUCAUCUCGUUGUCGGACGGCAGGAUCAGGACUGCGAUCGACACGGGUUGCGGGGUUGCUAGCUGGGGUGCUUACCUGCUGAAGAGGAACAUCCUUGCAAUGUCGUUUGCACCGAGGGACACCCAUGAAGCUCAGGUGCAAUUCGCGCUGGAGCGAGGUGUGCCGGCCAUCAUCGGCGUGAUGGGAAAGCAGCGGCUACCUUACCCGUCUAGGGCAUUCGAUAUGGCGCAUUGUUCGCGCUGCUUGAUUCCAUGGCAAGAGUUUGAUGGACUGUACCUAGCUGAAGUUGACAGAAUUCUAAGGCCUGGGGGAUACUGGAUCCACUCGGGUCCUCCGAUCAAUUGGAAGACACACUACAAGGGAUGGGAGAGGACCAAGGAAGACCUCAAGCAAGAGCAAGACCAGAUCGAGGAUGUGGCGAGGAGCCUUUGCUGGAACAAGGUGGUUGAGAAGGGUGAUCUCUCCAUCUGGCAAAAGCCUAAGAACCACCUUGAGUGUGCCAACAUCAAGAAGAAGUACAAGACACCCCAUAUCUGCAAGAGUGAUAAUCCUGAUGCUGCCUGGUACAAGAAGAUGGAAGCAUGUGUUACUCCAUUGCCUGAAGUAAGCAACCAGGGAGAGAUCGCAGGUGGAGCGGUGGAUAGAUGGCCACAAAGGGCAUUUGCAGUCCCUCCAAGGGUGAGGAGGGGUAUGAUUCCAGGAAUUGACGCGAAGAAAUUUGAGGAGGACAAGAAGCUGUGGGAAAAGAGGGUGGCAUACUACAAGCGCACCCUACCCAUAGCCGAGGGGAGAUACAGAAAUGUGAUGGACAUGAACGCGAAUUUGGGCGGGUUCGCUGCUACUUUAGUCAAGUAUCCUGUGUGGGUGAUGAAUGUCGUCCCUGUAAAUUCAGACCGGGACACCCUUGGAGCAAUUUAUGAGCGGGGAUUCAUUGGCACGUACCAGGACUGGUGUGAAGCUUUCUCGACGUAUCCAAGAACAUAUGACCUCCUGCAUGCUGACAAUUUGUUUAGCAUUUAUCAGGACAGGUGUGACAUAACCAGCAUCCUCUUAGAGAUGGACAGGAUCCUAAGGCCCGAGGGCACGGCGAUCAUCCGCGACACGGUCGACGUCCUCACCAAGGUCCAGGCGAUCGCGAAGCGGAUGCGGUGGGAGAGCCGCAUCAUGGACCAUGAGGACGGGCCCUUCAACCCAGAGAAGGUCCUCAUGGCGGUCAAGACAUACUGGACUGCCGAUGAAUCGGAGCAGCACUAGCAACACUGCACACAGACAGCACACAGAACAGGCUCGGCUGAUCUCUCUGAAGACUGAAAUCUGAAACCCAGCUUUGUUUUCAGAGCUGUGAUGAUGAUGGCAUCGGAGUUUCUGCCAUCUCGGUGUAGCUGAGGAUCAUCUGGUCACUUGUUUUCUUUGGCCUUCUGCAAAUUCUUUCUAGUUCCAAAUCAAGGAGAAGCUGUGGAGGGUUUUUCGGGUGAGAUUGGGCAUGGUGGGGUGGAUGAUAUAUGAGUUUGUUAGCAGGGUAACAAGUGCAAAAUCUUACAUAGGGUUCUUGCCCCAGUUUCACACAUGGAGCAGACAGCAGAGCAUAGGUUUUUUUAGACUGUAAUAUGAUGGCGUCCAAGUAUCCAAUAGACAAUGUUACUCUA